This is a messenger RNA of Orcinus orca (killer whale), 639 nucleotides long. RefSeq lists its product as uncharacterized. Bases 1 to 639 code for a protein of 212 amino acids. The transcript has a single exon. The record is from RefSeq and is a predicted model, not a curated record. NCBI's taxonomy places the organism in Eukaryota, Metazoa, Chordata, Mammalia, Artiodactyla, Delphinidae.
AUGGAGAAAGUGACAUUUCAGGCUGAAAUGACUAGACACCUCCAGGAAGUAGAGAAGGUAAAAGAAACCCAGGGAAAAGAACUGCCCUCAGCCCAGUGUGUUAAACCUUGGAGCAACCAUGAGAUUAGGAGUUUCCUACAAGAAUGGGAACUCCUUGAAGGUGAAGAGUUAAAGAAGAAUUAUCACGUAGCAUCAAGAAUAAUUGCCAGGCAUCUAAAGGAAAGGGGCAUAAAUAAGAGCAGGAGAAAAUGUCUCCAGAUGCUAAUAAACAUGGAGGACUUAUAUUGGACCGUUCAUGAAGCCAACCAGAGACCAAGGAGUGAACCCUUGCCAUGUCCUUAUGGAGAGGCCCUUCACAGGAUCCUAGAACACAGAGGGGAGAACAAGGACUUCUCAGAAGUGGCUGAUGUCCCACCACCUGAGUACCAGCCCCCUGCGUGUGCCAUCCCUGACUGCUUUGAGGAGCUGCUGUGGGCUCCCCCACAUAUGAUCUACAUAGAGGAUCCUCAGGUACCCAGAUGGGAACCCUGGAACAUGAACCUUCCACAGUCAAGUCUGUGCCUGUUUCCUGCAUUUCUCUCCCUACACCCUGGCCCCCAGCAACAGUGGUCAGCUCUCUCUGACAAUGAGUCAGAGUGA